This is a messenger RNA of Vigna angularis (adzuki bean), 303 nucleotides long. RefSeq lists its product as uncharacterized. Bases 16 to 189 code for a protein of 57 amino acids. The transcript has a single exon. Gene Ontology annotation, molecular function: structural constituent of ribosome. Gene Ontology annotation, cellular component: large ribosomal subunit; ribosome. Lineage: Eukaryota; Viridiplantae; Streptophyta; Magnoliopsida; Fabales; Fabaceae. The record is from RefSeq and is a predicted model, not a curated record. Gene Ontology annotation, biological process: translation.
UUUCAAGAGUAAAGAAUGGGUGACAAGAAGAAAAAGGCUCAGAUGUUUGUGAAACCAGUGUCUGCUGCCGGCACUGGAUUUUUCUAUGAAAAGAGAAAGCCGAGACAGUUCACAGAGAAGCUUGAGUUUCGAAAAUUUGAUCCUAGGGUUAAUCGUCAUGUUCUCUUUACAGAGGCUAAGAUGAAGUGAUUUGGUACCUUGUAUGGCUUCAUUUCCCUUUAACUGGAUCAUUCUUAUACUUCUCUCAAAGGGCUUUCUAUGUUUUUGUUGAUUUACCUUGAUUUAUGUAGUUCUGGGUUAGAU